UUCCUUCAUCCAAAUCUUUCAAAUGAUCCAGAGAUUAAAUUCGGGUCGUCGGAUCCUAACCUACCCGGCGGUUCAUCCCUGCGAGAACAUAGCUCCGGAGACGCUUCUGAUCUCACUCAUCGCUCUCAGCCACAACAUCUGCUCCUACAAAUCGAAAUUCAAUGCCAGCAACAAGCGCAACGCACUGGAAGCGAUCCGCCAGAUCGGAGUGGUUCGGGUUUUCCUCGAAGAAAUCCGGGACGGGUCGUCGGGUCUUCCGGACUCGACCAUUUUGAGCUUCUCGGAGCUCCAUUUGGCUCUCCAGAAGUUCCAGUACUUGCUGGAGGACUGUACCCGGGACGACGCCAGGGUAUGGAUGCUGAUGAACUCGGAGCGGGUCGCGGAUCAGUUCCGGGUCUUGAUUCGGGCCAUAUCGACGGCUCUCGAUGUCCUGCCUCUGGAUAACAUCCACGUGGCGGAUGAGGCGAAGGAGCAGGUCGGAUUGGUGAUGAGACAAACAAGGAGUUUCAGGUUUGAAGUGGACCGGGACGACAAACGAGCGGUGGAGGUUAUUAAGAGCGUUUUGGUCGGGUUCGAGAAGCGGGUCGACCCGGAUAGGAGUGAGCUGAAGCGGGUGCUGGAUCACGUUGGCUAUAGAAGAUGGAGCAGGUGCGAGAAGGAGGUGAGAUUUCUGGAAUCUGAAAUAGGGUUUGAGAAUGUUAGAGAGGGAAAGAGAGAGGUGAGAAUGCUGAGCAGCCUGACCGGGUUGCUGUGCUAUUGCCGGUGUGUGAUGUUCGAGACUGUGGACGGGUUACCCGGAUUGCGACCCGAGUCCAAAAGCAGCAGCGCGGUUGUGAGUUUUUUGAAUGUGGAGGAUUUCCGGUGCCCGAUAUCGCUGGAGAUAAUGACGGAUCCGGUGACGGUGGGGACGGGUCAUACCUACGAUCGGAGCUCCAUUAUGAAGUGGUUCAGAGCUGGGAAGCCCAUUUGUCCGAAAACAGGGGAGAGGCUGAAGAGCAUGGGGGUGGUGCCUAAUUUGGCUCUGAAGAGGUUGAUACAGCAGUACUGCUCUGAGAAUGGGAUAUCAUUUGGUGAUUCCGGUCGUCGUCGGAGUCGCGACAUUGGGAGGACUAUAGUUGCAGGCAGCUUGGGAGCUGAGGAGGCGAUGAAAAUGGCGGCGGGAUUUCUCAGUGAGAGAGCUGCUGGUGGGACAGUGGGAGAGAGGAACAAGGCUGCUUAUGAGAUUCGGCUUGUUUCGAAAACGAGCAUUUUUAAUAGGUCUUGUUUGGUGGAAGCUGGUGUGGUGCCGCAUUUGUUGAAGCUGUUGGAAGAUAUGGAGAGUCAAGAGAAUGCAGUUGCAGGGUUGUUGAAUCUGUCGAAGCAUUCGAAAGGGAAAGCUGCGAUUGUCGAAAGUGGGGGUGUGGAUUUGGUUGUGGGUGUUUUGAAGGAGGGUCUCAAAGUAGAGGCUUGCCAGCAUGCUGCUGGGACGUUGUUUUAUCUUGCUUCGGUUGAGGAGUACCGGAUAUUGAUCGGAGAAAACCCGAGGGCCAUACCGGCAUUGAGGGAGCUGAUCAGGAACGGUUCUGACCGUGGCAAGAAGAAUGCAUUGGUUGCUAUUUUCGGGCUGCUCACACACCCUGCAAAUCAUAGAAGGGUGCUAGCAGCUGGGGUGGUUCCUUUGCUGUUUGAGAUACUAGCAUCUUUCGACAGUGAAGUUCUAGUGACAGAUUCACUAGCGAUUCUCGCAACUCUGGCUGAGAAACCCGAGGGAGCUGUUGCAAUUUCGCGUUGCAAGGCACUGGAUUUGAUUGUGGGGAUUCUGAAUUCUUCGACUUCAAGGGCUGCAAAGGAGUUCUGCGUGUCUUUGUUGCUUGCGCUUACUGCAAAUGGUGGCCACAAUGUGGUUGCUCUUCUAGUUAAGAGCCCUUCUCUUAUGGGAUGUUUGUAUUCCCAACUUAGUGAAGGCACAUCUAGAGCAAGCAAAAGGGCCAGUGCUCUGAUCAAGGCCCUCCAUGAAUUUCAGGAAACAAGAUCUUCUGGUCCAGUCAACCGGGUUCUUCCACAGGAGCGCUUUGUUCACGUUAGGUAGCCCAACAUUUUUAUGGGUGUACUUGACACAUUGAUUCUUUGCAGGCCUGUAAAUUCAGGUCAUUGUAGAUAUGCAUAUAGUGUGUUUGAUUCAUUAUUGGCUCGGUUUUUUUUAAGAGCUAAUAAC
Messenger RNA from Argentina anserina (silverweed cinquefoil), 2194 nucleotides. RefSeq names its product U-box domain-containing protein 19-like. Gene Ontology annotation, molecular function: ubiquitin-protein transferase activity; protein binding. Lineage: Eukaryota; Viridiplantae; Streptophyta; Magnoliopsida; Rosales; Rosaceae. The transcript has a single exon. Bases 23 to 2068 code for a protein of 681 amino acids. Gene Ontology annotation, biological process: protein ubiquitination; cell surface receptor signaling pathway. The record is from RefSeq and is a predicted model, not a curated record.